AUGACAUCGCUACUGUCCAAGUUAUUCUUCCAAACACCUGUAAUAUCCGAUGGAGGAUUGGGAACUACGCUUGAAACUGACUUUAAUGUCAAUAUAUCUAAUACACCUUUGUGGUCCUCCAGAGCCGUCGUCGAACAGCCUGAUGUCAUGAUUCAAGCACACCUCGCAUUUUUCCGUGCAGGUGCGGAAGUCAUCCUCACGUCCACUUAUCAAUCUUCGUUCAGUACGUUUUACCGAGCUGGAUACCAGAAAGAAGAAGCAAUCGCAACCAUGCGUAAAUCUGUGCAGCUAGCUAACGAAGCUCGCGAGAUCUUCAAUAGUGAGCGACCUGCGGGCUCAUAUGGCGUCCGGAUUGGUCUUUCCUUGGGCGCAUUCGGUGCGAGUCUGGAAAUUGCGCACGAAUUUGACGGGUACUAUCCACCUCCAUAUGGACCUCGCGCAUACCAGAAAUCGGGAGAUAAUCUCAACUCGUAUAGUUCGGAUGAGAUUGAUCAGGAGCAGGCAUCCAUCGAUGCUCUUGCUUUAUUUCAUUUCGAGCGAGUUGAGGUCUUCUUGAACGACCCGGAAACUUGGGGCCAGAUCGAUUGCCUUGCUUUUGAAACCAUUCCCUUGCUUAGAGAGAUACGAGCGAUCAGGAAAGCUAUGGAGAGGGUAGAGGCUCGGAUAAAGUGGGACGGCCUCGAGUCAAAGCCGUGGUGGAUAGAGGCCGUGUUUCCUAAUGGCGUGUUUCCCGAAACGCCCAGAGCGGGAGGAACGCUCAGCGUUGGCGACGUUGUUGCUGCUGCGCUGGGAGAUGACGCUUUACCCACACCGUCUGGUUUUGGGAUCAACUGUACCGCCAUGGAGCAUGUACGGGCUCUAACACCCCAGGUCACCAGUGCUGUGAAGGAGCUCCAUCUAGUUCAGAAACCCUGGUUUGUGGUAUAUCCAAAUGGGGGCGACGUGUACGAUGCAGUGACGCAAACAUGGACGGUAAGUGACACAAAGACUGCGGCUGAAAAGCACGACGAAUGGGUACAGAAUAUGGAGAGUAUCGUGAAAGAUAUCGAAAGCGAAGCCCUAUGGGGAGGAAUAAUAGUUGGUGGAUGCUGCAGGACCAAUCAUGAAGAUGUCCAGAGAUUACGUUCCAAAUUCAGACUAGAGGCUUAA
Desarmillaria tabescens is the source of this 1149-nucleotide messenger RNA. RefSeq names its product Homocysteine S-methyltransferase. Gene Ontology annotation, molecular function: S-adenosylmethionine-homocysteine S-methyltransferase activity. Gene Ontology annotation, biological process: S-methylmethionine cycle. The transcript is spliced from 3 exons. Lineage: Eukaryota; Fungi; Basidiomycota; Agaricomycetes; Agaricales; Physalacriaceae. The record is from RefSeq and is a predicted model, not a curated record. Bases 1 to 1149 code for a protein of 382 amino acids.